AUGCAGUCUGUGGAGGGAUCCAAUUAUGCUAGCAAAUCUGGUGGAAGAUUGUAUUUAUAGCUAAAUGAUUCAGAUUUUUAAAUUGAAUCGACAAUAAUUUCAAAUAACAAGGCUUAAGAUGGAGGAGGAAUUUAUUUCAACUCUGAAGGAAUUUACUUCUUCAUAAUUUUAUUAAAUCAUUUUUACUAUUUAAUAUAGCGCAAUAAUUUGGAAAUAAUCUUAUUGAAUCUCCUCAUCAUUUAUCAUUGCUUAUCAACAAAAUGGAAAUGCAAACUAUUAAAUAAAAAGUUAAUUAAUAGCUUAAUUAUAAUUUAGCGCUUAAACCCUAUACAAUCAUUGAACAAGGAAUGA
This is a messenger RNA of Paramecium sonneborni, 351 nucleotides long. The record is from the annotation of a GenBank genome assembly. Lineage: Eukaryota; Ciliophora; Oligohymenophorea; Peniculida; Parameciidae.